Molecule: messenger RNA, 1926 nt
Organism: Biomphalaria glabrata
Lineage: Eukaryota; Metazoa; Mollusca; Gastropoda; Planorbidae
Product: probable basic-leucine zipper transcription factor Q
Exons: 3
Coding region: 1-1926 (641 amino acids)
Source: RefSeq, a predicted model, not a curated record
AUGGAGAAUAAUUUUUUAUUGCCUUCAACAACAUCAUCAGCACAAGAAGUUUCAGAGAACACAAAGAAGCCAAAUGGGAAAAGAAAAUAUGCCAGCUCCUCCAAAGAAAAUGCUAAAAAUACGGAAGAUAAUUCUUCAGGAGAAAUUCGAGUAAACAAUUAUGAAGAAGUGAGACGCUCCAAAAGUAAGAAACUGAAAGGACUUUCAUUGGAGAGAGCUGAUCAGUUGAGAAUUAAAGCUAAUCAACAGUCACUCCUCCUUGGAGGAACCUGGGAAAGAGAGCGGCAGCGAAUCUUAAACGAGGCACUUCAUGUGCUGAAGAGAAUGGACAUUCCUCUAUUCCCUAACGUGUCAGGCAACAAGGUUGGCUCCAAAUGUCACACUGUGAAGAAUGCCACGGCCUACAUUAUUCAUAUGAUGAGGCAAAUAGAAGAGCACGACAGGACCCACGGUGUAUCUGCGCAUCUUCAUCAACAGUCUCAGUUGCACCAACAGCGGUUACAAAAGCAACUAGAGGCGAUGCAACAGGAAGAGUUGCAGUACCAGUUACAACAACAGCAGCUGUAUCAAGAAAUGUUACUGCAACAGUCACCUCAGCAACAGAAUCACAAACAACAAAAUCCGCAAGAUUCCCAGCAAAAACAGAUUCAAACACCUGAGUCACAACCACGACUAUGUCAACAGCUAGAUUCACAGCUCAACCUACAUCAUCAACAAUCGCAUGUCAAGCUUGAACCACAACACCUAAAGCUUGAUCAGCAACAGCAGACCCAAGAGUUACAGCUACAUUGUGAUUUACAGCAACAGAUGUUGCAUCAAACACCGCAAUUUGAUCAUAAACCACAGCUUAAUCAAGAACAACAGCAACAACAAUUACUAUUUCAACAGCUGCAAAAGACGCUUCAUCACCAACCGCAAAUCCAAAGCCAACAGCAUAGAUCCGAUCAACAUAUACCGCCUCUACUAAAGCACAAACAGUCUCAACUACUGCAACACCAGAAACAGAAGCCGCAAUAUGAGCCAAAACAAGAACACUUGUAUCCGCAGGUACAGGCACAGCAACCACGACAGCCUAAACUAGGACUAUUGUUAAUGGCCCAGCAGAACCAGCAACAAGCCCAACUUAUUCAACACUUUGGAAAGUACCAUAAGCCUGAAACAUAUUCUUUUGAUGUUCCAAAGCAACAUGGCUCUCUACAGUUGACACCUAGGUUUAACUCAAAGGAUUUACCCGGUUUACGUCAUCAGGUGUUACCAAUGAGACCUAAUGAACAAGUCAAAUCAAUCUAUCCGCACCCAUACUCACAAUGGAAAACUAACCACCUUGUCCACCCCACGUUUACAUUACAACAUAAUCCAACACCCUCGACACAACCUAGGCAGACCUGGACUCCUGUACCAGAAGGUAAUUUUGUGGCACAAUUAAAUCCGAUGAAUCAAGCCCAGUGUUCAAAAGGCAAACCUAAGUGCAAUGCCAAAUCGACAAAAACAAAAGAAACUAGUCAAGCUACAGAAAAUACCGAGCCGUUUGCUAGACAACUACAAAGUUCAACAUUAUGUACAGAAAACAAUAUUUCUAAACAAAAGCGAAUAUCAGGAAACACAAUCAACUUUACGGCAUUCUCUGGCUCAGGUAAUCACGCAGGUGUAAAUUCCAAAAAGAAUCUAAGAAUAGCUUUCAACGACAAAACCAAUAUUGUCCUGAAUGAAAAUAAUCUUUCUGCAUUUUCUGCUCCAACCUUUGACCUUUGCUACCCAACUGCUGACCCCAGAGCAAGUUGCUCAACCUCCAGUGACAUUAGCAGAGCAACUGAAAGGCACGCCCAUGACGCUAACAAGGAACAUCCAAAUAGUGACAUUGAGACGACAGAUUGGCUACUGGAUUUCGUAUCUGUUGAUCAGUAUUUUGAAAGUUUACAAAAUUGA